AUGUCCAAUACCUCACUUAUCAACUCUCUCAUCUCGAAACACGGCUCCACACAGCUUGGCUCCAAGACUCUGUCCGAGCUCCGUGACAGUAUCGAUAAUACUUUAGAGAAAGGGACAGCCCUCAUCACCGCUACAGAUAUAUCCGAGGGCUGUCCUGGUAUACUGCUAUACCCCGAUGGACCGUUUGAGGUCAUGUCCCCCACUAUGCAGCACGCUUAUAUGAAAGAGCACGAGCCGACCAUUCUGUUGCUCCGCACUCUUCAGUCACUGGAUGGCGUGCCGACACAUAUGUCAAAGGCGGACUAUAAGUCCCUUGAGAACAUGACGCUGGUCGCGAAGACGAAAGACGAAGUGUUCGAUGACAAUAUCACCGAAGGGGGAUAUGACAAAGCUCUGGAUGCGGUCAUGGCUGCACGAUUGACUCAACUGGAAGACGAAGAUGAAGAGCAUCAUGGAAUGUUCAAGUUGGAUCUCAGUUCGGUACCAUUCUCGAUCCAAAGUCGAAGAUUGGAAUGGAGCGUCAACGAACGACCCGGCAGCGAGCUUCUUCCAGCCUGGGCCUGGAGCCAGGUGGAAGAACAGCAUGAAAAGGCCCCCAGUAAGAAGCUCGUCCACUUGGAGCUCAAAAACCUGAAAUCCUUGCGCCCUUCGUUCCUCAAUACUACAGAGUCGAGGGCCAAGUUGAGAACAAAGAUCAUACGCAUCGAGGAAGCGAACCAAAGCCUCUAUGAAAUUGAGGGUAUUUGUGGACUAGAUAACACGCCUGUCGGUAGGCACACACAUUUGAUGGAAUUCACUCCACACGAGGAUGAAAUUUCAAAACGUUUCCAGCGAACUGUAGAUAGUACUCCGGAUCGCGAUCGAUGGCUGUAUGACAGCUUCAUGGCAUCUGCUGUCAAACGCCGAGAGUUGUCCGAGAUGGAGACGCAAGCUUUGAUUCCUCCCAAAUUGCUGGAACAAUUCUCUCGAGCAACAGAUGAAAAGCUUUGCCACAGUGCCUAUAGAGGCCAAAGGGGCGUCAGUAAGAGGCCGUCCGAUUACAUCAAACAUGACGACGAAGAUUUCAGACGAUGGAUGGGCGAGCUUGCAACGGCUUCUCCACAGGGAAAUCAACCCCUGGCAUGGCCUGACGUUCCCCGUGAAGGCCACGAGAGACUGCUGUCAGAUGUCGCCUUGAUCCUCGACGGUGAAGGCCCUGAAGUAUCAUCGCGAAGGUAUGGAGAAGAUACAGAUGUGAGUCACUCAGCAACCAUUGCUCAAGAAUACGACAACAUCAAUCCAUUGGAGUACUUCCUAUUGAAGUCUCACGGAGAAAGUAAUCUCGGCCCCAAAGAGCUGGAGGACGAAAUGCCCCCAGCUGCUUACGAGAAAUGGGCAGAGGUGAAAGCAGAUUGGGAAGGGUACGAGGCCACCGAAGGGAAGAAUGAUGUUCGGUCAUACCGAAAGUAUUUGGCAGAGGCUUCGAAAGCCGUCUCCGAUGCUCGAUCAGUGACCAAUCAACUUGCCAGACUGGACGUGGCUGAGGUCAAUCCCGCGGAAUAA
This is a messenger RNA of Cryptococcus amylolentus CBS 6039, 1542 nucleotides long. RefSeq lists its product as hypothetical. The transcript has 4 exons. The record is from RefSeq and is a predicted model, not a curated record. NCBI's taxonomy places the organism in Eukaryota, Fungi, Basidiomycota, Tremellomycetes, Tremellales, Cryptococcaceae. Bases 1 to 1542 code for a protein of 513 amino acids.